Messenger RNA from Pectinophora gossypiella (pink bollworm), 893 nucleotides. RefSeq names its product guanyl-specific ribonuclease pgl-1-like. The record is from RefSeq and is a predicted model, not a curated record. The transcript has 3 exons. Bases 351 to 773 code for a protein of 140 amino acids. NCBI's taxonomy places the organism in Eukaryota, Metazoa, Arthropoda, Insecta, Lepidoptera, Gelechiidae.
UAUCCCUCAAAGUUUUCGUUACGAUGCCACUAACACCCUGGUAUACUUUAUUACUCAUAAAGAGAUCGAAUAAUAAUACAUAAAGUUAAAGACAUUGCAUACCUACAUUAUUGUGUAGGUUAUUAACCUAUAUUUUAUUUAAGUACAUAAAAGUAAAUCGCGGGCACUGGUCUGAAAACAACCAAGGAGGGUUUCAAAAAAACGUGUCACAGUGGUAAUCCCCUAAAAUUUAAUGUAAACCCAACACGUACGUCGCAAUAAACAAUAAUUAGCACGUCUAAAACGCAAGCAAUAUAAUAGACACGACGACGAUGUGAUCUCAUUCAGUUGUGUGAAGAAAAUACUACGAUAUGGAAUUGUCGAAAUACACCGCAGUAACUCUCCUGACUACACUUACAAUAUUACAAGGCGUAAACUCCAUGCAGAGGGUAGACGAAACGCAAACUGCAGCUCAAACAAAACAAGCUGUACCGAAUACAUUAUCAAGCUUAAUAUUAAACGGGGGAGGAGAUGAACAAUAUGCUAAUACAGAAUUAAAGCAUAAUGUGAGACAGAGAAGACAAAUUUACGAUAGAAGAUAUCCAUAUCCGGUACCUAUACCAAUAAUUGUAGGCGGGUUUGGUAUUGGUCCAGGCAUUGGUUAUGGUCGAGGAUUCGGUGGUAGAGGUUACGGCGGAAGAGGUUUCGGUGGUCGAGGCUUUGGAGGAAGAGGCAUUGGCGGUCUUGGAGGACGCGGUAUCGGCGGCUUCGGUGGACGCGGCGGCAGAGGAUAAAACUUUACUUGCUUACUGAUUAUUAAUUUAUCUUUAUUCUUAAUUAUUAAAUAUUUUUUUAAUUUAAUAGUUUUUAUGGUAUAUUUCUACUAACAUUAAAUUAAUAUUCCUGUAAGUAUA